Messenger RNA from Calliphora vicina (urban bluebottle blowfly), 807 nucleotides. Its product is annotated as clumping factor A-like. The record is from RefSeq and is a predicted model, not a curated record. Lineage: Eukaryota; Metazoa; Arthropoda; Insecta; Diptera; Calliphoridae. Bases 1 to 807 code for a protein of 268 amino acids. The transcript is spliced from 3 exons.
AUGGUUAAAUCAAACACUGACGUAGACAUUCACUCAGCCUUUGACAUAGACUCCGACACAGACUCUGACAUAGACAUUCACACAGCCUUUGUUGUAGACACCGACAUAGAUUUCAACAUAGACUCCGACAAAGACUCUAACCUAGACUUCGACACAGACUCUGACAUAGACUCUGACAUAGAUUCUGACCUAGACUCCGACAAAGACACUGACAUAGACAUAGACUCUGACAAAGAAUCUGACAUAGACUCCGACACAGGCUCUGACAUAGGCUUCAAUAUAGAUUCUGACAUAGACUCUGCCAAAGACUGUGACAUAAACUCUGACAUAGAUUUCGACCUGGAAUCCGACAAAGACACUGACAUAGACUCUGACUUAGAUUCCGACACAAUGUACUCCGACAAAGACUCUGAGAAAAACUCUGACAUAGACUGUCACUAUGAUUCUGACACAGACCUAGAUUCCGACACUGCCAAAGACUCAGCCAUAGACAUUCACACAGCCGUUGACAUAGAAUCCGACACAGACUCUGACAUAGACUUUGACAUAGACUAUGACAUAGAUUCUGACAUAAACUCUGACACAGACUCUGACAUAGACUCUGACACCGACUUUGACAUAGACUCCGACAUAGAAUCUGGCAAAGACUCUGAUAUAGAAUCUGUUAUGGACUCUGUCAUAGGCUCUGACAUAGACUCUGACAAAGACUCUGAAAUAGACUCAAAAAUAUAUCCUGAGAUAGACUCUGAUAUAAACUCUGAUAUGGAAUCUGUUAUUGUCUCUGACAUGGACUCAGAUACAGUAUAA